AUGACUUCUGCAGAAAUGCCUGCGCCUCAACGGCCAGGUCGGCGCUUGUCUGUGAGAGAGACGGCGCCGCAAAUAGCGGCUAGCGGUAUACCAGCGAUUCCGCGUAUGCAUACGCAGAAUCGCUUCGUCGCUUCGCACCUUCACGCUCUUCCCUUGUCUCCUCCUCCUUCACCACCCCCUUUGCUACGCACCGCUACAACCCCUGAUGAUGACUCCACUCUACCUAAAAAUUUUGAGGCGCCUUCGUCCGAAAACUGUUUUACCACCUCGCGCCGUGAGCGCAACUCCUAUGCAGAGUCGUCCGUUGCUGGACUUUUGUAUCAUACUGCCCGGUUUGACUUGCCUGGCACACCGGAAAUGAGCCCUGCGAACGGCGAUAUACAUCACCAUCCGCUGGCCACUGCCGAAGCAUUUAUGCGCCGCAUAUUCCCCUACUGGAAUGAACCAAACACACGGGCACUCAAAGUGGAAGACGCAGGGCUUGAACUCCUUUGCCCUGGAUGGACGGGCGCUGUUGUGCAAAAACAUGACACGGCUACGUCGAUCACAACCGGCUUAGCACCCAAUGAAAAGGCGAACGAACUUGGAUUUGAGCCCGAUCUGCGCUCACUCUAUGUGCAUAUGCCACAAUCCUGUCUCCGCUCGCAUCUCCGUGACUAUAUGCUGAAAAUUCUGGACAUGGCGUCGGAUGAGGUGCAUGUGGGUCGCGUGGUCUUCUGCUUAGAACGAAGUCUACCGGAUCUGCAUUCACUUGUCCUCGGUUUUUGUUACGUCGGCGGACACGUCGCUUCUAUGGCGGGCCAAACGGACGACUGGCUAGCGCUGCAGCCGUUGCCUUCGCUGAUGCUCGUCGCCGUGCCGCUUUGA
This is a messenger RNA of Malassezia vespertilionis, 867 nucleotides long. RefSeq lists its product as uncharacterized. Bases 1 to 867 code for a protein of 288 amino acids. Gene Ontology annotation, cellular component: cytoplasm; nucleus. Gene Ontology annotation, molecular function: ornithine decarboxylase inhibitor activity. The record is from RefSeq and is a predicted model, not a curated record. Gene Ontology annotation, biological process: positive regulation of protein catabolic process. The transcript has a single exon. NCBI's taxonomy places the organism in Eukaryota, Fungi, Basidiomycota, Malasseziomycetes, Malasseziales, Malasseziaceae.